Patella vulgata (common limpet) is the source of this 5266-nucleotide messenger RNA. Its product is annotated as adenine phosphoribosyltransferase. Lineage: Eukaryota; Metazoa; Mollusca; Gastropoda; Patellidae. Gene Ontology annotation, molecular function: adenine binding; AMP binding; adenine phosphoribosyltransferase activity. Gene Ontology annotation, biological process: adenine salvage; AMP salvage. The record is from RefSeq and is a predicted model, not a curated record. Gene Ontology annotation, cellular component: cytoplasm. The transcript has 5 exons. The coding region runs from base 118 to 654 and encodes 178 amino acids.
UCAUUGACUCAUUCUAGAUCGAAAUCAGUUAAUUGGAGCUGUUUUUUCAUUUGUUAUUACAUUUCACACGGUAAUGGUUGACUACACAGGUUAGAAAACCUGACUUGACAAGACAACAUGGCAACUGAUGGCAGGCUAGAAGAAGUAAAGGCGCUGAUUACGGCCCAUCAUGAUUUCCCCAAGAAAGGAGUCUGUUUCAGGAAUAUAUUCCCAGUGUUACGGGAUCCGAAAGGUUUUAAGACAUUAUGUGAUUUGAUGGUUGAACACAUCCAAUCGAAAUGUUCGAAUGUGGAGCUUAUUGUCGGUCUUGAUUCAAGAGGGUUUUUAUUUGGACCAAUCAUAGCCCAGAGAUUAAACAUUGGUUUUGCUCCGGUAAGAAAAGCCGGGAAGUUACCGGGCGAAAAGUUUAAAGUCAGCUAUUCUUUAGAAUAUGGUCAGGAUAGUUUUGAAAUAGAGAAGAAUUCUGUGAAACCGGGACAGAAAGUGGUGAUUAUUGAUGAUCUUAUAGCUACAGGAGGAAGUAUGAAGGCAGCAUGUGAACUGAUAGAAAUGGCUGGUGCUGAUGUGGUCGAAUGUUAUCUUGUAAUAGAACUUGUAGAUCUUAAAGGAAGAGAUAAAAUAAACAAACCUGUCACUUCAUUAAUUCAAUAUUAAUAUCAUUAAUAACACCCAUCAAAGGUCAAAGGUCAAUCUAGAUAGAACCAUUAUAUGAUUUGGCGAAUGCCAAAUGUUCACAAAUUUUCAAUAAAUUUUGGAUUGAAUUUUCUUUUAAAGAUUCAAGCAGUUCGGUGGUCGAAUGGUUAAAGUGUCGUUGGAUCAUAAUGUCUGUCAUUGGGUGGUUUUGAUUCCCUGCUUGUGCAUGACAUCGAAUAGGGUUGCCUGUCCAACUUUGUGGUCCUCUGGUUUCCUGCCACUGCUAAAGCCCCCUGUGUGCAAGCAAGGGAAUCAUUGAAAUAAAAUUGAACCACAUGUUAGUUCCGAAAUGACUUGAUAUGACCAUCAUAAAACAUAUGUAGGGUUGCUAUAAGCCAGUUGCUCCCAAUUUGGUCCAGGGCUAGGGCAAUCUAGUCUUGUAAAACAGCAUUCAUUUCACUUAAACAAAUCUUUGCUGUGAAUUCGGGGGCCGGUCCAAAAUGUUCACAAUCGGGCCACAGAGCUCCUAGGGUCAGCCCUGAACAUGUGCACCCUGAUAUUUUCUAAUAUUUUCUGGGCCACCAGAAGGCAUAUAAUUUGACUUGUGAAUGCAAGAAUUAAUAAAUUGAAUGAGCAUAUGAAUUUGAAAAAACUGAAUUUUGAACAGAAAAUGAUACACCUGCUUACCAUUGUUUUUAGUGAUUAACCUUUGACCUUAUGUUGACCUGAUGAAGGUCAUGUAUUCUGCUUGACUAGAUAUUAAUCAUUUCCAAUCUAAUAUACUGUAAGCAAUAUACUGAUAGCAAUAUUUAAUUAUUUAUAUUUAUAGCAUUAUUAUGCUCAAAAGCGGUAAGGGCAAUAGACAGUUUACUCAAAUCUAGACAGUUUAUCCAAUUCUAGACGGUUUACCCCAGUCUAGACAGUUUACCCCAGUCUUGAUAGUUUACUAAGUCUAGAAAGAUUACCCAGUUUAGAUAGUUUGCCCCAGUCUAGACAGUUUACCCCAGUCUAGACAGAUUACUCAAGUCUAGAUGGUUUACCCAAUUCUAGACAGUUUAGACAGUUUACCUGAGUCUAAAAGUACAUGUAUAAUUUAAAUUAGACCCUACUUUUAAUUUUUUGUUUGUUAGUUGUAUUUACACUACCUUAAGAUCGAACAUCAUCAUUAACAAGUUUGUACCUGACCUGACUUGACCCCUCAUAUAGCCAAAGAAAUAUUUAAAUUUUACAUAAAUCUGAUUUUAAUUCGAUUCAAUUUCAAACUUCACAACAUGAUAAUGAAUUGAAUAUUAUUAUAAAUUGUUUCAAUGGCAUUUAGUAAUUAGAAUACACAGGUCACAUUUCUAUGGAAUACAAUUACUGGGGUACUGUUUAUUAUUGACCAUUCCCCAGUUCUACAUGACAAGGAGUAGGGUCACCUCUCCAACUUCGUGGGUUUUCUCUGGGUCCUCCGGUUUCCUCCCACUGAUAAAGACCUCUACGCGCUAGCGAAUUAUUUAAAUAAAAUUGAACCAUAUGUUAGUCCCGUAAUGACCUAGUUUGUGUUGAGUGGAGGUUAAACCUCCCCCUCUGUCUCUCUCUCAACUAGACUUCUCCUGUCAUUAUCAAGCAAUGUUUCUCAGUAAUAAUCAGUGAUUGUAUUCCAUCGUGACCUGUGAAUACAACCUGAUUAAAACACAGAUCCUAUUUUGUUUCGUUUUUUUAAAGUUCAGAAUUUCAUUUUACUUGGGGAAUCACGUGGCUAAGUGGGUAAGACGUUGGCUCGCUAGCCUGGAGGUCGGGUGUUCGAUCCCUGCAUUGGCCGAGAAAGUUCAUCCAGAUUUUCCAGCGUGGUUUCCCCCUUGUCAGUGAUGCAGGAUGGAGGGCCUGACAAGGACAGCUGUCUAGUCGUUCGGAUGGGAAGAAAAACCGAGGUCCCGUGUACACUUUGGCGUGCACGUAAAAGAUCCCUUGGUAGUUGGAAUUCGAUAUAAGAGUAGGCCGUAGUGCCGCUUCCCGGGCAAAAUUUCCCUCAUAGCACACUGUAUGGCGUAUGCCCGUCUUCAUUAUCCCAGUUUAGGAGCAGAACAGUAGGACGUUAAACCCCAUUUCAUUUCAUUUCGUUUUACUUGUCUUUACUACACUAGGAUCUGAAAGAGUUAUAUUACCGGCGUAUUGAUUGAUGUGAGGGAUCAGCCAAUGAAAUGGUGACCUAUCACUACAACCGAUCAGAUUUCCAUGUAGUGUAGGCUAUCGAAAGUAUAAAAAAUGAAACGAAAUAUAGAUUUGUAUUUUAAUCAGAUUGCCUGUGAAUAUUACUAUAUUUUAUUGAAGCAACAGAGUUCUAAAUGUGAUGAAAUCAACGAAUUGUGAAUAUGUCAAUCAUACUGCUAUACGUUAAUGUUUGUUUGUCGCAAUUUUUAGCUUUAUGUUUAUCCAGUGUGUUGUAAUAAUUUUAUAAAGUUAAAAAUACAUAUCCUUAGACCAUGCAAAAAAAAAUUUGGGUUCUCAGACAAUCCUUACUUAAAGAUACAUUUUGUAAGAUUUAGAUAAAGAGAUCAUCAUUCUUGCAAUAAUAGCUCAAAACUAGAUAAUGUAAAAUGAAAAUUUUAUUCAAAUUACUUCAUUCUGAGCGAAAAUAUCACUGUUUAUAGUUUUGACAAGAUGUGUGCAUUGUGGUAACCAGGGAACUGGUAUAUUCGAGACUUAGCCAAGCUUUCCCAUUUUUAUACGCCCACAUUUUCAUGUGGACUUAUAUUGUCGUCGCCCCUGUCCGUCCGUCCGUCCACAAUUGUUUGUGAACAGUCUACACGUCACAAUUUUUAUCCGCUUUCAAUGAAACUUUAAAUAUAGGUUUAUCACCCUAAGAUCUGGGUUCCUUUCGAUAUUGGCAUCUAUCGGACUGUAACUUCGUGGAUUAUGGCCGCUGAUUAUACGAAAACUCACGUUUUUGGCUUGUGAACACUGUAGAGGUCACAAUUUUUAUCCGAUUUUGUUGAAACUUGAAAUAAAAGUUUAUAACCCAAAGAUCUCGGUUCCUUUUGAUAUUCGGGCAUAUCGGACCGUAACUUCCUGAAUUAUGGCCCCUGAUUGUACGUAAAAACACGUUUUUUGGCUUGUGGACCCUAUAGAGGUCAUAAUUUUUAUCCGAUUUAGAAAACCGUAUUAUUAUAUCACUGUUAAACCCUAAGGACGGUUGAGUUCGAAUUUCGUGAAAAUCGGCCCAAAACUGACAGACAAAAUGGCCGCCAUUCGUUCUCAAAUAGCGUAAAAAUAUGGUAUAUCAAGGUUGUGGACCCUAUAGAGGUCACAAUUUUUAUCCGAUUUUGUUGAAACUUGAAAUGUAAGUUUAUAACCCAAAGAUCUCGGUUCCUUUCUAUUUUCGCGCAUAUAUGACCGUAAUUUCCUGAAUUAUGGCCCCUGAUUGUACGAAUAAUCACGUUUUUAGCUUGUUUUCUAUCCAUCUCUCGAAAAUGUGGGCGUAUCCUGCCUGGCAGCCGCUGGUUAAAUUAAAUUUUUAAAUGUUGAACCGUUCUAUUCUAGUUAAAAUCUUGAGUAUCCGAUGUCAUCGACAUUAAUAAAUUAGAGCAGAUUUAGCUCAUGCAUAAUGUAUGUUUAAUAUUUUUUAUGUUUUUGAGAAGAGGAAUAUUUUUUUGUUUUUUAUAUGGUAUUAUAUUUUCCUAUUGGUGAUAUUGGGAUAUUCCUAGUUAUGUUAAAUUCGGAUUAAUUUUGUUGAUUUAUGUAAUAAACAGAAAAACAUUUUGUUUAAUUGUCUUUCUUUUCAUUGUGCCUCAGUUGUACGUGACAAGGAGUAGGGACGUCUGUCCGACGUUGUGGGUUUUCUCCCGUUUCCUUCUACAGCUAAAGACCCCUAUGCGCAAGCGAAUUAUUGAAAUAAAAUUGAACCAUAUGUUAGUCCCAAAAUGACCUGUUUUGUGUCAGUGGGCAUUAAACCCCAUUUCUCUCUCUCUCUCUCUCUCUCUUUUCAUUGUGGAUUGAGGUCUCCUUACAUAUAGUAGUUCAAACAAGAAUACAAAGAGAAGCUGUCUGAGCAAAUUCUCCCAAUGUAUUAAGGGAACCAUUGUAAGAGUAGGCCAUACAUAGCGCUGCUGUCUGGGCAACAAUUCCAUAUGCAUGUUUGCAUUAGCUCAGUUUAAAGAUAUGGUAGACGUAGUCAAUGGUACAGGCUUAUACGCAUCAAAAAGUAGAAUCCCCUGCCUACCUUCACAGAUUUUCUCCUGGUUUCUUACAUGGUUUCCCCUUGUCAGUUGUGCAGGAUGGAAGACCUGACAAGCACAACUGUCUAGUCAUUCGGAUGGGGCAUAAAACCAAGGUCCAAUGUAUGUAUUGGCAGUUGGAAUUCGAUAUAUAAUUUCACUGUAUGGCGUAUUCCCGCCUUCAUUAGCCAGUCGGAGCAGAACUGUAGGACAUUAAACCAUAUUUCAUUUUGUUUUCUUUCACUGCUUAAACAUACAUUAUGCAAGAACUAAAUCUGCCUAUUGCAGGUCUUUCUUUAGGGCUGAAAUUUUUUCUAAAUUAUUAAUUAGACAUUAACUUAUCCAGGCCAUAAUCAACUCUCGAUGGCAUCGGAUUUCUCCGAUAUUAAAUAGAUUAGAACUGGAGCGAGACUUCGCUUCGAACAAACAGUACAGUG